Molecule: messenger RNA, 886 nt
Organism: Morone saxatilis (striped sea-bass)
Lineage: Eukaryota; Metazoa; Chordata; Actinopteri; Moronidae
Product: CD63 antigen-like
Exons: 7
Coding region: 1-720 (239 amino acids)
Cellular component (GO): membrane
Source: RefSeq, a predicted model, not a curated record
AUGUGCAAGUGUUGCAGCCUCAAAUGCAUGUUCAUUUUCUUCAAUGCACUGUUCUUGGCAUCUGGGGUUGCCCUAAUCACCAUCGGAGCACUGCAGUACACGACUUACUUACAGAUGGGAACUUUUGCAGGCAGCGGCCUAUCUAAAAUCGCUAUAGUCCUCAUUGCAGUGGGUGUCACCAUAGCCCUCAUCUCCCUCCUGGGCCAUGCUGGGGCUUUCUUUGAUAAUUCUUCUAUGGUGGCUUGUUUCAUCUGUAUCCUGAUAGUGAUCAUCAUAUUGCAGAUACUCACAGGGGCCGCCUUUUACAUAUUCCGCAGCAGGACUGCCCUCCUGCAGAUGAACAGCGCUAUCAACACUAAAGCACGAUUGGUGAUCUAUGAAUACAGCCCGGAGAACAGACACGCCAUCAACAGAAUUCAGGAAAAGUUCCGCUGCUGCGGUGCAGACAGCAGCACUGACUGGUCUAGGAGUGUGGGCUGGGAAAACCACGAUGCUGUGCCAGAUUCCUGCUGCGUGGUGAAGAGCGAGGGUUGUGGACAGAACCAGGAGAAAGUACACACAAAGGGUUGUGUUUGGGCUAUCAAACUCUUUCUGUUGAAAAACCUGGUGUGGGUCGGGGCUGUCUGCAUCGCUCUUGGACUCACAGAGGUUUUCGGAGUGUUACUUGGGGUGUGCUUGUGUCUGCAAAUAAAACAAAAAAACUAUGAGAACCUGGGCUGAUGUGUCAUCGUGCCCUAGCACAGCCGACUUCCCACAUCACUGACUGUUAUUCUUUUGUUCAGAUUUGAUCUAUUUUAUUAGAUUUUCCAGUUUAUUCUUGCUAGACUGUGCUUUAAUAUGUCCAAACUGUCUCUGAUUCAUAAAAUCUGACAUAAAGUUUAAACAU